UCCAUCCAUCCAUCCAUCCAUCCCUGGCCCUGGAGGGAGCCUCGCCCUCAGCAGCGCACUCUUCCUCCUCUCUGUCUCGGGUGCCCAGUUGGCAGCCCCCGGAGGGCUCCGCAGCCAUGAUCGUGGACACCAGCAGCGACCUGGCUCUGCACCAACACCCCCAGCAUCACCACCAGCCUCCUCCCCAUCACCUGCAGCAGCUGGGCUCCGACUGCAGCUCCCUCAGCAGCAGCGGCAGCAGCGGCAGCGGCAGCCCCUUGGACCUGGCUUUCUUCUGCGGCGCGUCCCCCAGCUCCAGCCGAGGGAGCUGCUCCCCACCGGGAUCCCCGGGAUCCGAGGCAGAGCCCUCCGGCCAGGGCUGCAGCAACCACGCCAGCAGCGAUUGCAGGAAGGCAUAUUCCUCCCAGGCCCGGAGCGGUGGGCGCCCAGCCGGGGAAGCAGUUGAACAAUUUAUGGGGGGAGGAAAGCAACAAAGAGGACCUUUCCAAGGUGUUCGUGUGAAAAACUCCGUGAAGGAACUGUUGUUGCAUCUUAGAAACAGCAAACAGAUGUCCUCAGAUCAAGGUGCUGGGGAAUUAAAGGCACAAGGAGGAUUAGCAAAUUAUGAUCCUUACACAGAGCUGAAGAACAUAUUAACUUACAGUCGGAAAAGAAAAAGUCAUGAACUUCUUUCUGAUGGACCUAGUUAUAAAAGAACAGCGACUUUCCAGCCUCACCUCUUGACACCUCCACAGACACCAACAUCAGUGGAUAACAAUAUGGAGGAUGCCCAUAUGAAUGAGCCCAAACAAGAUGGCAGCUGUGAUAUGCUGCAGAACAUUAUCAAUAUUAAGAAUGAAUCAAGUCCAGUUUCUUUGAAUACAGUACAAGUUAGCUGGCUUCACACCAUGGCCAAUCCCCACUCUCCAGGAGAACAAUAUCAGGAGCUUGCUGCAACACAGGCCUUCUCACCUCCUGAAAAGUAUCAAGCAUUUCAAACAAGCAGUCCAUCACAAAUGCUGGAACGGACCCAGAAUUAUCAGUUUUUGCCCGCACAAGCCCAGGAAUUGUCACAGCACUGUGGUCAGAAUCCACUUCUGGAAUACAGGCCACAGUCUGCAAGCAGCCAAUCUUCUGACUAUCAACAAAGUGUUUAUGAAAGCCAAGAUCUGCAGUAUUGUAGUACUUCGAGUUUUGUUUCUCAGUUAAAUGAUUCAGAAGGUCUGGACUCCAACCCAAUUUCUCAAGUGCUGUCUGAUGGUCACCAGCACACUGAUAUUAGCAGCCACUCUCAGAUUUAUAGCCAGCUGCCCAGUAAUAUGUGUAGUAGUCUCGAGGAGCAUGGCUUACCGCUGGGUACUUCUAAUAUGCCUGUGCAACACCAGGCUAUUGCUGGGGACACAGCACAGCUGGGCAAAUCAUUCUUCCAGUGGCAAGUAGAACAGGAAGAAAACAAACUGGCUAACCUUUCUCAAGAUCAAAUCCUUGCCAAAGACUCUGAUGGUGACACGUUUCUCCAUAUUGCAGUUGCUCAGGGACGCCGGGCAGUUUCCUAUGUGUUGGCAAGAAAGAUGGCAGCUAUCCGAAUGCUGGAUAUUAAAGAGCACAAUGGCCAGAGUGCCCUGCAAGUAGCCGUGGCUGCAAAUCAGCAUCUUAUUGUACAGGACCUGGUUAGCCUUGGGGCACAAGUGAAUACUACAGAUUGCUGGGGGAGAACACCAUUGCAUGUGUGUGCUGAAAAAGGCCAUGCACAAGUCCUUCAGGCAAUCCAGAAAGGAGGUAUUAUAAGCAAUCAAUAUGUAGACUUGGAGGCAACUAAUUAUGAUGGUUUGACAGCAUUACACUGUGCAGUAGUGGUCCACAAUUCUGUGGUACAUGAUCUACAAAGCCAGCACUCACCUCACACUCCUGAGGUCCAGGAACUGAGGUUGAAAAGCAAGAGGCUGGCAGACACAAUCAAAUUUCUAAUCCAAAUGGGGGCUUCUGUGGAAGCCAGGGAUCGUAAAAGUGGCCGUUCAGCCCUUCACUUAGCAGCUGAAGAAGCAAAUGUUGAACUCAUUCGCCUGUUUUUAGAGCUACCCACUUGCCUUUCUUUUAUCAAUGCUAAGGCUUACAAUGGUAAUACAGCUCUCCAUGUAGCUGCCAGUCUGCAGCAUCGGGUGACUCAGCUGGAUGCAGUGCGUUUGUUGAUGCGUAAAGGAGCUGAUCCAAGUGCCAGGAACUUGGAAAAUGAGCAGCCAGUUCACCUGGUUCCUGAUGGUCCAGUGGGAGUUGAGAUAAGACGGAUUUUGAAAGGGAAGACAAUUCCACAGAGAUCGUCAAUCUAUUAAGCUCCAUGAGUACCAAUGACCUACACUCGCUGUCAGUUAGGCAGCCCUGAUGUAACUGUAAAUAGACCAUUUGUCCAGCUGAGGCAAAUGUUAGUUGUUUCUAUGAAACAAAAAUAUUUUGUUCACUAUUAUAUAGUGGGUUAAUGAAAAUUCUUCUGAGCAGAUGGGAAUGUUUCAUACCCAGGUAUUCUGUCUCAGUCUGAAUGAAGACUGCAGUCCUGUACAUAUUUACCUGGGAAUAAGCCACACUCAGAGGUGACCUAUUUCUGAAUAGACUUGUAUAGGAUUGCAUGUUACUGACUUCCAACAGUAGUACAAAAAGUAUCAAGCAUGAACAAACAUUAUCGUUUAAAGAAAAUUUUGCAACACUUCAGUGAUUUUUAUGAUAUGAAUAUGUUGGAAUACUAACAUAAUUUUAUAUUAUUGCUUUUUUGGUUUUGUUUAAUGUAAUGCUUUGCAUUGGUUACCUUGUGAUUUUUGAAUGUUAAUUUGUUGAAGUUUGAUAAAGCACCUAAUAAGCUUAAGUGUUUCAGUUUCGGAAUUCUAUGUAGUGUGCAAUUAUAUUUUAUACGCUUUUAAUGGUAUUUAUAUAUUUGUGUUGAAGGAGGUUUUUUUUUUGUGGGAUAUGGUUAGUAAAUUGGCAUAGGAAGGGAAUAUUUUCCAUCUAGGCAGUUUCCAUCAGCCACAGCAAUUGUUUGUAAGAAAAAAAAAACUCUUAAGAAUAAUUUUGGGCUUGUAUUUUAAUCCUGUUAAAAGUUCUCAGGUUAUGACUGGUAUAUUGGAUCAUAUUAAUAUUGUCCAUUUUAAUGGUCUUCCUACAUGUGCUUUGGAGUUCCCAAAUUAGCAGACGUGUUUAAAGAUACUAGCCUUUCUGUUGUUCAGAGGGGCCUACACCAGGAAUUUUCCUUCCUGCUACUCAUACAAGGGUAGAAAAUAUUAAUAUUAAUAAUAAAAACUUUGCCUUUUCCACUUUUUGUCUUGUCUGGUGUAAACUGGUAGGACUUAGGAUGAAGAGGUAGAACCAUUGUUUGCCCCUCAUCUUCCAAGUUAGGAUUGCAGUCUUUGGCUUGCUGUUAGUCCCAACUAGAGUAGGUCCAUUGAAUCAAUGGUAAAUUUGAUGAGUCAGUACUUCUGUACAUUCCACUGCUUGAAUGCGUCUACUGUGGGAGCUGAGAGUCAGGCCAAGAUUGCACAUACUGAGGUUACGCAUGGCCUCCAAUAUAUCAGUAGCUGAGUUUGCAGAUGGCAUAAAAUGACUCAGGAAGGUGAAAAUCUAAUCAGAGAACACCAAAAGAACGUCUUCAAAUUGACUGAAUGGGUAGCAAAAUGGCAAGUGAGAUUCAGUAUAUGUACAAAGUGGUCUGCACUUCAGAAAAUAAUUAAAUGGUUAUUUUUUCCAAGCUCUACUGCAGUGAUCUCCAAACUAUGCUUCUCCAGGUGUUUUGGACUUUGACUUCCAGAAGCCACAGCCAGCUUGGCCAACAACCAGGAAUUCUGGGAGUUGAAGUCCAAAACAUCUGGAGGACCAAAGUUUUGGAAGACUGCUUUACUGUGAGGGCUUUAAAGUGCAAUUCAGCAGUUUCAAGGAAGAUUGGCUAUUAGCAAUCAUUCCUAUGUGGAACAUCUAAUUUCAGGGACAGUGUGCAUUUGAAUAGCACAUGUAUGGCAAAAAAUGGCAGGAAAAUUGGUUUCUUCAUUCCUUAUUACAGACUAGAUGGAGGCAUUCAUCUGAUAAAAGGCUUCUGGCUUUGAUUUGAACUAGCAAGGUUCUCAUUUUAUGUUCUUUAUCCUGAAUUUGAUUCUCUGUUCCUGACAAAAAGAAAAGUGCUUCUCAGGACUCUGCAUACAUUUAGUUCUGUUGUAGUAUUUUACCUUAUAGGUAUAGAUGUUCAAGUAUUCAUGGUUUAAGAAUGGCAAUCACUGGGGGGAGGGGGGUUGGUUUUGCUAAAUUUUUAUUUGUAUUUUUAAGGACUGUAAAUAAAAUGUAUUCAAGAAUUUCAUAUAGCAAUUGCUCUUAAAAUGAAAUAGUUUGAUUUUAAGUUUAUUCCCAUUGUUUCCUGAGUGCCUGUCUUGCAUUAUAUAAUUUUUCCAUUGUUAAUCUGAUAAUAGGGUUUGACUAAGUAUGUCUUGUAGACAAAUUACUGGAGAAAUUGUACCUCCAUAUAUUAAAGCAGUUCAUAAUUCUUGUAAUAGCAGAUGCAUUUUUGCAAUAAACUUGUUUUAAUCAGUAA
Sceloporus undulatus (fence lizard) is the source of this 4540-nucleotide messenger RNA. It is a transcript of the gene NFKBIZ, whose product is annotated as NFKB inhibitor zeta. Gene Ontology annotation, cellular component: nucleus. Gene Ontology annotation, molecular function: POU domain binding; DNA binding. The record is from RefSeq and is a predicted model, not a curated record. Gene Ontology annotation, biological process: regulation of gene expression. The coding region runs from base 117 to 2309 and encodes 730 amino acids. Lineage: Eukaryota; Metazoa; Chordata; Lepidosauria; Squamata; Phrynosomatidae. The transcript is spliced from 12 exons.